Molecule: messenger RNA, 483 nt
Organism: Porites lobata
Lineage: Eukaryota; Metazoa; Cnidaria; Anthozoa; Scleractinia; Poritidae
Source: the annotation of a GenBank genome assembly
AUGGAUCUGACAACGCUAUUUCACAAUCUUCGCGAAGAAGUGUCUUGUUCGGUGUGCUCGGACUUAUUUACGGAUCCUAAACAUCUCUCCUGCUUUCACAGUUUCUGCUUAAAGUGCCUGAAACGAUGGCACGAAACGUGCGGCGGUGGAGGGGCCAUUAAAUGUCCAAAGUGCCAAACCCUAAGCAGAAUACCAGCAAGCAGUUAUCUGAAAGAACUACCAACUAGCUUUUAUUUGAACGGCUUGACCGAUGUUCUUGCUAUUAAAGAAUGCAAAAGAACUCAAGUGACAUGCGGAAACUGCGACAAGAAGAGUUCAGAAGCUUCGUAUUGUUUCCAGUGUUGCAUAUUUUAUUGCGAGCAAUGCCUAGUUGGUCACAAUAUGAUGCGAGACGAAAAGGAACACCGCAUAUUGGCAGUGAAAGAGUUCCAAGACAAGGACUACGAGGAUGUAUUGAAGCGACCAUUGUUUUGUUCAAAGGAA